AAAAAAAUAAAAAUAUAUCUCACUGCGAGACUCGCUCGUAUAAUUUGCAGCAGCAGCUGCACCACCGUUAAAAUCCUCUUCCCUUUCGUUUUCUUCUUGUUCAAGAACAAACCACUUCAAUAAAUACACACACCCAACAGUACCUAACAGUAACAACAAAUUCAUACACAUAUAGAGAGAGAAACUAGAGAGAGAAACGGUUAUUCGAAACUCCAAAUAUGGCUACAAGGAAGCUGAUUCGUGAUUUCUUACUCUCACAACGAUCUCUUAUUCUUCCACGCCAAGGCGUGAAGACGAGGCUGUUUUUGAAUUCGGCUGAUAGGCGUGGAUACAGUGUCUUCAAUGAGUUCUCGAAGAAGGUUAAAGAUGAAACUGUUAGAAACCCAGAAUUCCAACAGUCUGUGAAGGAGCUGAAGGAAAAAGCAGAAGAAUUGAAAGGGGUAAAAGAAGGUCUGAAAGAAAAAACAAAGCAGACAUUUGAGCAGCUGUACAAACAAGCAGACGGCGUGUGGACAGAAGCUGAAGCUGCGGCAAGAAAGGUUUCUUACAAUGUUAAAGAGAAAAUUUCAGCUGCAACUGAAAAGGUGAAAGAAACUCCUGGGAUAGGAAAGCAGGACUCUUCAGGAUCAACUGAUUCUUCAACAAAACAUGACACUGAUGCAAAGCAAGGAAGUCAGACAUCACACGAGGAAGAGAAAACACAGCAAUUUACGUCUGAUAAUGCUUCAGAGUCAUUGUUUGGCAAAUUUAAGUCAACCUUUUCGUCUCCAAAUGUUUCCACUUCCUUUCAAAAAUUAAAGGAUGCAAAAAUUGUGGACAUAACCAAGAAAGGUUAUGACAUACUAAAGGAGGAAUUGAGUAGUAACCCAACUAAGAGACGGCAUGUUCAAUCUACUUUUAGUGGCGAAACAAGCACAAAAACUGAUCUUGUUGUUACGCCCUCUACCCAAUCUGGGUGGAGUAAGAAGUUUGAUGAAAUCAAGGAUAAGGUGAAAAGCCUUCCUGCAUUCAAGCGAUUCAUUAAGUAUACUGACCCAGUGAAGACAAAGAGCCAGGAGAUAGUAGAGGAUUUGCGGGAAAAAUAUGACACAAGUGACAACCCCAUUAUUCACAAAAUACAGGACAUCAACGAUACCAUGUUUCAAGAGACUGAUGCUGCACUUUCAUAUAAAGAAAUACGUCAACGGGAUCCUUCUUUUUCCUUAACGGAGUUUGUGGGAGAAGUACAGGAGGCCAUAAAACCAGUGCUUAAUGCUUACAUCAAGGGAGACGUUGAAACUCUGAAGAAGUACUGCAGCCCUCAGCUAAUCGAACGUUGUAAAGCAGAGCAUAGUGCUUAUAAAAGUCAUGGCAUCUUCUUUGAUAACAAGAUCCUGCAUAUUUCCGAUGUGGAUGUAAGAGAAACCAAGAUGUUGGAAUCAUCUCCGGUCAUUAUUAUUGUGUUUCAUACACAGCAAAUCUAUUGUGUACGAGAUAAGAAUGGGGCAAUAACAGAAGGAGGCAAGGAUACAAUCCACACUGUGUACUAUCUAUGGGCUUUGCAACAAAUGGAUCGACAAGAUCACGGAGAGGAAGCGAUUUAUCUAAUGUGGAGACUAAGAGAGAUGCAGCAGCAAGGCAUACAAGCUCUCAUCUAGUUUUUCACUCCUUCCCUUCUUUUAGGGAUUUGUAUAAUUGAGCAUUUGCUACAUAUAUAUGGAUUUCAUUUCUUGGCGCCAAAUUCCCAUAAUCAGCUGAUACAGGCUUUUUUGUUUUUUUUUGGUCAAGCGAUACAGGCAUUUUAAAUUGUCUGAUUAUUCAAGCUGUUUCUUAUAAAUAGGAUUAGAAGGAGUAUUUUUUUGCUGAUGAUAUCAAAAAAAUAACAUGCCCAAAUGUAUUCUUUUAUGUAUUAGAUAUGAGUUAGUUUAAUGCAUGGUUAAUUACCUUCUAGCUUUGUGCUGGAAGUGACAAAUUGUUAUAUGGAGGACAAGUUCUUUAUUUAUAAUAAUGAACAUUCUUAUCCA
Messenger RNA from Lathyrus oleraceus (garden pea), 2003 nucleotides. RefSeq names its product mitochondrial import inner membrane translocase subunit TIM44-2. Lineage: Eukaryota; Viridiplantae; Streptophyta; Magnoliopsida; Fabales; Fabaceae. Gene Ontology annotation, cellular component: mitochondrial inner membrane. The record is from RefSeq and is a predicted model, not a curated record. Bases 219 to 1637 code for a protein of 472 amino acids. Gene Ontology annotation, molecular function: protein-folding chaperone binding. The transcript is spliced from 14 exons. Gene Ontology annotation, biological process: protein import into mitochondrial matrix.